UCGAGCCAGGCGGCGGGGCGGCAGGGCAGGGCAGCAGAGACUCCGCCGGGGAGCCGGGCAGCAUGGAGGGGGCAGCCCCGCUCCGGAGCCGCGCUGGCCGGGCGCUCCGGGAUCGGCCCGCCGGACGCCGCCUGCUCCUCGCCCGGGCGGCGGCGCUGCACAUGCUGCUGGGGCUGCUGCGCUCCAGCCCCGCGGAGGCUGCCCGACCGCCAGAGCUGCCACCCCAAGGAGAGUAUGUCACUCCCCGCUGGAUUUUGGGAGGACGGAGCAGGCGAGCAGUUGGCGUGGCAGAAGAGGCUCCAUCACCUGAUCAUGGAGAGGUAGCCCUGACUGUGGAAGGCAAGGAAUUUGUGCUGGUCCUGGAAAAAAAUCAGUUGCUGUCUCCAGAUUACACAGAGAUCCAUUACGACAAGGACGGGCAGCAAGUGAUUGUCCCACCCAACCACACUGAACAGUGUUACUUUCACGGCUCUGUCCGAGGACACGUGGAUUCCUGGGUGGUGCUCACUACCUGCUCUGGGUUCAGUGGGCUGAUCAUACUCGAUCACAACAGCAGUUACUACCUGAAACCUCCAGCAAACUCCAGUUCUGAACCUCAUACCCUGUAUCGGGCGGAGGAUUUGUUGAUCAAAGGUGGAGCCUGCCAGCAAGGUGGCCUGCUACCAAACAGUGUGGCAGACAUCGCUGGAUUCUUCAGACCAGCUGCACUUCAGCGGAAAAGAAGGGAUACUUGGAGGACCCUGAAAUACAUGGAGCUCUUCAUUGUUGCAGAUUAUUCCCUGUUUAAAGCUCAAAAGCAGAACUUGGGAGUCACAAAGCAACGGAUUCUGGAGAUUGCUAAUUACGUAGACAAGUUUUACAGGUCCCUGAACAUCAAAGUUGCGCUGAUUGGUCUGGAAGUGUGGACGGACCAAGACAAGUGCACCAUCAGCGAUGAUGCUCACGCCUCCCUCAUCUCCUUUCUCCAGUGGAAAAAGACGCUGAGAGCUCGCAAGAAGUACGACAACUCGCAGCUCCUGACAGGUAUGACAUUCAAAGGGACCACCAUUGGAAUGGCGCCACUGGAGGGCAUGUGCAGUGCAGAAAACUCUGGUGGUGUAAGCAUGGACCACUCGGAGUUGCCCAUUGGAGCUGCUGCCACCAUGGCCCACGAGAUUGGGCACAACUUUGGCAUGAGCCAUGACGUGGAAGGCUGCUGUGUUGAGGCCACGGCGUCCCAGGGGGGCUGUGUCAUGGCUGCUGCCACCGGCCACCCCUUCCCCCGAGUGUUCAGCUCCUGCAGCCGCAGACAGUUGGAGAGCUACUUCCAGAAAGGGGGGGGCGCCUGUCUGUUCAACAUGCCAGACACCAAGGACCUGGUGGUGGGCAAGAAGUGUGGCAACGGAUUUCUGGAGGAAGGGGAGGAAUGUGACUGUGGGGAGGCUGAGGAGUGCACAAACCCUUGCUGUAACCCCCAGAAUUGCACGCUGAAAGCUGGAGCUGAGUGUGCCCAUGGAGAAUGCUGUGAUUCCUGCAAGCUAAAGUCGGCCGGGACGACGUGUCGAGAGCCGGCUGGGUCAUGCGACCUCCCGGAAUAUUGUACUGGUGCUUCACCUUACUGCCCUGCCAACGUUUACCUGUUGGAUGGCUCGAUGUGCUCCGAUGGCAAAGAGUACUGUAACAACGGCAUGUGCAUGACACACCAUCAACAGUGCAUCCAGCUGUGGGGACCAGGAGCUUGGCCGGCCCCAGAUGCCUGCUUCCAGGACGUCAACAAGGCUGGUGACAUGUAUGGCAACUGUGGGAAGGACCGGCAUGGCUACUACGUGAAGUGUGCCAAGAGAGAUGCCAAGUGUGGGAAGAUCCAGUGUCAAAGCCCAGCUGCCAAGCCCAAAGGGACCAACACCAUCUCCAUGGACACCACCAUCCGGUUUAACGGGCAGGAGAUCAAGUGCCGAGGAACCCUGGUCUAUGCCACCAAGGAUGAUGAGGGAGACCUGUCUGACCCGGGGCUCGUGAUGACGGGGACCAAGUGUGGAAAUGGGUUGGUAUGCAGAGACCAGCGGUGUCAGAAUGCUUCCUUUUUUGAACUGGAUAAAUGCAUCUCCAAAUGUCACGGCCACGGGGUCUGUAACAGCAACCAGAACUGCCACUGUGACGCCGGCUGGGCCCCCCCGUUCUGCGAGAAGCCGGGGCUGGGAGGCAGCGUCGACAGCGGCCCCGUCCAGCAAGACCAUUAUGAAGCCAUCUUGAUAACUCUGCUGGUGAUCUUCCUGCUGUUUGUGCCAGCUCUGCUCCUGGGUCUCUACACCUGCUACAGGCGAGAGAGUUCGCUCCUCAACAAGUGGGUCAAGGGCUUAAGGAAGAGACAGAAGACAGGCAGGAAUGGAGCUGUUCAUCAGAAAGCAACCCAGGGGCACGCUAACUCCGCCUUCACCUUGCAAGACAUUUCCUCUUCGAGCAAAGCAAAGCCCGGCACGACCAGCCAGGCAGCAAGAGGCAUUUCUGUGCUUAAGCAAAACCCUCCUCAAGAGCCACCCCACCCCAUCAACGUGGUACGGCCCCUGCGGCCUGGCUGUGGCCCCUCAGCCCCUCUCCAGAGGGACAUCAAACCUUCCAGGCCUCCACCACCACCUCUCCACAAGUUUCCAGCCACACCUCUGAAAGCCGGGGACACCAAACUGCCCCCUCCAAAGAAGCCCCUUCCUAGCACACCCCUCCGCCCCCCUCCGGUCAACCCGCAGCACAGGCUGCCUUACAAACCCUUGCCCAGGAAUCUUCUUGUGGCAAAGGACGUGGCAUCAGCUCAGAGCCCAGCCCUGCUGGUCAUGGUCCCUCCUGCCAACUCCAAGCCAGCAGGAAUUGGCGCCUUGAACCGUCUCUCAAAACCUCUCAAGCCAGCGCCACCUCAAAGACCCGUCCCAGGCUUAAAAGUCCAGCCAGCUUCCUUCCCCUUCAAGAAGUGACAAGGCUCGGCUGACCCUUGGGGAACAUUGCCUUUCUCAUUUGCACUACUGCGGUCCAACGCAGGGAUUUUUGUUACCAGAGACCUUUUCAACUUUUUUUGGGGGGGGGGAAGAGAAACAGUUCUACAAAUAACGGAGAAACUGUUAGGGGAGAGCUGUGGUUCAUGCGAUUGGUCCUUCUGUGUAUUGUGGGGCUGUAGAGAGUGGGGUGGACCUUGAGACUCAUGACUCCAAUCCACAGAAGCUUCGUGAACGUGAGAGACUAUCAUUACCUACCUCCUUGUUUUGCACAACCUCAUGAGAUGUUCUCUUCUGGACUGCUAGUACGAAUAGGGUGGACCUGUCCCUGAGUUGGUGUCCCAGAUUAACAGUUUGAUACUCCAGUUUCCCAGGCAUAUGAUGGAGCAAAGCAUUAGAGUGAAACCAGUUUCCCCAGCUGGACGUACUUCAAGUAUGUUGGGCUGAGCUCCCAUCACCUAUCUGGAAGAUGAUAGGAGUCAGCUCCAAAUCGUCUGGAAGACACCAGUUUGGGAAGACGAUGUAGAGCUAUUCCAGGGGUUGAUGAGUUCUGUUGGAGUCGCUGUUGACAUCUGCUUCUUCCUUCUGGGGAAGAGGGCCCAGUGGUUCCCUAUGAGCACAUCUCCUAUGUAAAGGAUUCCAGAGAACAGGAAAGGCCUUGGAAAAUUGCUUGAUGCCCUGGGAAGAUGCUGCUGGCCAGAACAGACAUUCCUGGGCAACUUCUUGGUUCCUUGAAGUAGGGAGACCCAAGACUUCAUUGGGCACAGGAAACAUCGUCUCCCUCAACCCUCCUUCCUCCAGUUACGUUGGGUGGGCGUUUCUACCCCACACAUCUGUAGCGACAAGGUUCAGGAUGUGUCUCUGCAGGAAAUCAACAUGAAAAUCCAC
Molecule: messenger RNA, 3851 nt
Organism: Candoia aspera
Lineage: Eukaryota; Metazoa; Chordata; Lepidosauria; Squamata; Candoiidae
Gene: ADAM33
Product: ADAM metallopeptidase domain 33
Exons: 24
Coding region: 63-2945 (960 amino acids)
Biological process (GO): proteolysis
Molecular function (GO): metalloendopeptidase activity
Source: RefSeq, a predicted model, not a curated record